UUUUUCUCUCUCUCUCUCUCUCCCCCAGCAAGCAGUGUGAUGGAGCGAGCCUGGUUGGUGCUGGGGCUACUGGCUCUCACUAGUGCAAUGUCUCGGCGACACAGGGACGCGACGCCCUACAUUGAUGACGACUCUCACCAGCUGUGGUCGUCAGAGGCAGUGGACCUCCUGGAGGGUGAGCAGGUGGACUCUCAUCUCCUGGAGCACCAUGAUCCAUGUCAAGCUCAUUUCUGUGAACGAGGUCGCGUGUGUCGUCUGGAUCACAUGAGCGAGCCACAGUGUGAGUGCCAACCCUUCUGCUCCAGGCACCGUAAGCUGGUCUGUGGCACCGAUGGUCGCCUCUACCUCAACCACUGUGAGUUACAUCGCGCCGCAUGCGUCACAGGAGCCAAAAUCCACAUUGACAGAAGCCGGAAAUGUUUCAGAAAAGCAGGUCUUAUGCCUAUCACCUGGGACAACUCUCCCACGCCCGCCACGCCCGCGCCAGCCCUCGAGGAUGACGAUGACCCCGCCCUUACCCAACUGAACACCCUCAUCCGUGACGACCUAACACAGGGAGGAGGAGCUGUGUUAACGACUCGACCUCCAAUGGAAGAGGAGAUGGAAGAGGAGGAGGCCACGAAGAUGGAGAUGGAACAGGAGGCCAACCAGGAACAGGAUAACAAGGUCGUCUCAGGUAGUCCUUGUACCAUGCAGCAGUACGAGCUACUUAAGGAUAACCUGGUGGUGUAUCAUCACGCCCGGCUUAUGGCAGAGAAAGGUCGCGGCUCUGAGAGGGAGUACUUAGUGGGUCUUAUGUUCUCAAAGUUCGACACUAACAAUAAUGGCGUACUGGACAAGCUGGAGCUGGAACAGGUGUCGCAGCUGGAGGAGGUCAGCCGCCUGGCGGAGGACUGCACCCUAGUCGACUUGCUGCGCUACGACGACGCCAACACCGACGGUCACCUCAACCUUAAUGAGUUCUAUACCGCCUUCAGUAAGUUGUACAGUGUGUCGGUCGUGUCUCUGGACAAGGCCUUAGAAGUGAACCAUGUCUCCGCUCGCGUAGGAGACAAUCUGGAGAUCAAAUGUGAUGUCACAGGCACCCCCAACCCACCCAUCGUCUGGCGAAGGAAUGGCCUGGACUUGGCGGCUCUCAACUCAGAGGAUAUCCGUGUAUUUACGGACGGGUCUCUCUACCUGACGAGGCUACAGCUGGUCCACGCCGGCAACUACACAUGUCAUGCUGACCGCAAUAAGGAUGUCGUCCAGACCCACAUCCUCACAGUUCACACGGUGCCAACAGUGCAAGUCACCCCUCAUAUCCAGAGUCUCAGGCCAGGAGAACAAGCCAUCAUGAGCUGCAGGGCCACUGGUGAACCCUUCCCCAAGGUGGAGUGGCUGAAGAACGACGAGCCUCUACGUGUUGACAUCCCACACAAGUAUGAGGUGGUGGGGAACGGGACACAACUGAGGGUCAGGAACAUCGGCUACGCUGACACUGGAGCGUAUAUGUGUCAGGCAACUAGUGUAGGAGGGAUGGCCAGAGACAUCAGCUCCCUUAUCGUGCAGGAGAACCCAGCACCCACGGGGGAACAACAGGAGAGCCGAGUGUUUGUGUUCCAUGACUGGGGCGUGGCCGUGUAUGAGCCAGAUGAGUGCCGGCUCUUCCAUGUCAUCCAGGGCACUGACGUCAUUCCUGGCACACAAGAAUAUGUAUGUGGUGACAAAGGUACCAACUGCUCUUGGGGACGAGCCAUUAACGUGGCAGAGAGGUACAUCUACGUCACCCAGCCCAGGAGAGACCGGGUAUUGGUGGUGUCCGUCCCGCAGAUGGUUGUUGUGGAUGUCAUUGUGACAGACCAGUUCCCAGUCGACCUGUCAUAUGUACCCAACCUCGACCAGGUGUGGGUCUUAAACUGGCGGUCCACCAAGGAUGAGGGAGUCAAGACCAUACAGGUAAUAAAUAGGGUGAUCCGUGAUGCCUCUCAGAAGAAGAAACACCAUACUGUUCACCCAGAACCCAUUGACGGCCACUUUGAUCUCGUCAAAAACUUGUUCGUUCCCGACACACAGGACUUGGGCCAUGACUUCCGGUAUGGCUACGUCACACACACCAACCAGCGAGGCCUCUACAAGCUGGACUUGGCCAACAUGAAGUACGUGAAGACAGUCGAUCUCACACCUUACAACUGCGUUCCCCAGCACCUCGUCUUCUCAUCGCUACACGGACUGGUGGUGAUGGACUGUCAUGAACCAGUGACUGGACGGCGGACAGGGCAGCUGGUGCUUGAUUACCUGACAGAUGCUGUUCUCAGUCACAAGCCAACACUGAUGGGACGGCCACACGUCGUCCCAGACUCUUCCCUUGUUGUCACCGUUGACAUCCUCAAACACGUCAAGAUUGUUGUGCAAAAAGUCACAGAUCACGGGCUAGACUACGUGUUUGAUGUGAUCACGACACUUAAUGUGAGUGAUGUGACCUUCUUCCCGUCCCGCCUCACACACAGCUAUGACCUUUAUGCAGCCUCCUCUGACAAAGAUGACAUCUUCUUCCUUGAUCUUCAAACUGGUAAGGUGGAGAUGAUCACAGGUGUGGGCAAGGCAAUGUUGCCUGGCCUGGCUGAGUGGAGCAACACCAACCGUGCCAUCGUGUCAUCAGGGGUGUUCGGCCACUACAUGGUCUCCCCGGCUGAGGCAGCCAUUUUCGUCAUCAACGGAGAGACUCGCACCGUCAACUGUGAAAUUGGUUCUCUCGUUCACCCCCGCCUGGCAGUGUGGAUCACUAGGAAAUACAUGUAAUAUGAGAGACUGAGCAAAAUACAACAACAAAUUAACCCAUUCCAAAAAACUUGUAAAAAAUAUAUAUAAUGAUAGUUAACUUGAAGCAUGGUCAGAGAUCAUUACAAAUUUGUUUGUAAAUAAGAACCUGAAUGUUCAUGUAGGGUCUUUAAAAUCACUUGAAAUUUUGGUGAGUCUUGAUGUUUAAUUGAAAAUAUAAACUGACCGAGACAUAUGCAUCCUUCAGAAGUUCUUUGCAAAAUGGGUAAAAAAAAGUUAUACUAUUUUACAAUACAAGAAAUUGAUAAUAGUAAUAACAAUACUUCAUCUCAAGUGAAAAACAGGAACACUGAUGAAGAAUUAAAGAGCCUUAUGAUGAUGUAACCAGUAGCUCACCGCCGCUGUUGUCAUAUCCAUAACAUGUUCAAGGAUGAAUGACCUGACUGGCCACACAAGAGGAAACAGAACACCAAAAACAUAUCUUAUGAGAUUCUAUUUCUAGUCCCUGGGAGUUGUUCAUUCUACCUGUCAGAAAUUAACAACGGGUAUUACAAUUUAGCUAUGAAGUCAGUUUAUCUAGGUAUUGAUGCAAAUGCCCUCUUUAUAUCUAGUUUGCAGUACAGUAUAUCAUCUCGUUAUAGUUCUGUUUUUUAUAAAAUGUCAGACUCAUUUCUAUAUUUAUAUACACACAUAUAUAUCCUUAAUUUUUUUAACUUAAGUAAUAGUAACGUGAUGUACAUUGCAGCAUGACAGAAGAUCAGUUACGUGAAUUGUGUCACCCGCAGAAUGUGAGGAAAUAUCGUGGGAUAAAUUUAGAUUUUUCUACCAGUUUACAGUACUCUGAUGCUUAUGACCAUCAGUAAUCUGUUCUAAUAUAAGUUGUAACAAAAUUUUAAAAUUUAAAUACUUUAUUAGAAAAUAAUUGAGGUAAAGGUUUACUUUUUUCACAUAAAACCAAGUCCUUCACUGACUAAGAUUUCUGGGUCGUUUCUAUAAUACGUAUUGACUCAAAUUGGUAAAUGAUUAUAGGUAACGAGAGGUGUGUAUUAAGACAGUAAAGAGAAGAAAAUAUUAUUUUUAUUUGAGCUCCGGGUGUGGUUCUAGUCAGCAUCAUUUGUAACUGCUGCCUUCGUAACUGUCCUCCUUGCCUUGAAGAUUCAUUCAUUGUCUUCAUUUAAAUGCUGCUGUUUUCUUAAAGUAAACUCUUUUAUUUCCAUGUCUUUAGUAUCCCAAAUUAACUCAAUAGUUAGUUAAAUUCUAAGUAUAUACAGUAGUGUCCUAUUGUAGAUUAACUAACGAUUUCACAAGUAAAAAUAAAACUACACCCACCUACAACGUUACAUUGAUACCUGACAAUAUAUUACCUCAGUUUAAUUGAAUAACAUAAGGUAACCUUUGAUUUCAUUAGACUGUCUAAAUUUGUACCAUAUUGUAUCCCCUCAUUCUCAGUUCCUCAGUGAAUAUAUAUCAUGAACAAAGAUUAAGUGCCACUCCUAGCUUAGCUUAUACUCCUUGCACAAAACAAAUAUCGGAUUGUAUUGUACCUUUAUUCUACCUUUUCAAAAAAGAAAAGAAAAAGAACUGGCUAUUUUUUACUCAUUUAUUUAAUUAUUUUUAAGGCGUUACCGUAGAAGCUACUGACUGAUUCCCUCCGUGCUGUGGUCACCAAGGCUCUACAGUGGUUAUUAGACACCAAGAUAAAGAAAAUACUGAAAGAAUCUUGUGAGUGAGUCACUCCACGUUGUUUGAAGAAUCACGCAGGUUUUAUGUGUCUCGAAUAGUUUUGGAACUAACUUGCAUUAGAUGAACCUCAAAGACAUGCUUUAUACUAAGCUUUUAUUUGUAUUUGCUGUUUCUGUAUAGCUUGAAAUCACUGUAUCACUGAUGACCAUAUUAAAGUCUGUAUGUAGCGGCAGUUGGUUCUAAAACAUGUACGUAUACACUAUAAAAUGGGAGUUUCUUUCUUCAGCACGAGUCCAGCUUGUGAUUCAGUGUAGUCUUCAUAUGUAGUGAUGAGGCCAGCAGUUUUGAGCUUCAGAGCAUGUGAAAGUGAAACUUACCCCCCCACCAUCAUGUUGCAUAUAUGGAAACUACAGUGAUCUUAGCCCCUCAGCAAGGCACGGUGUUGCUGGCUUCAUGAUUUCCCUUCAAAUAGACUAAAAAAAACCUGUUUAUUGCCUUACAAGUACAGGCUUGUGUUUGUAUGUAACUACAUCUUGUAUAUUGAUGUCUGUAUCAAAGAAACCUACUUCACUGACUAGUGUGGAGUAGCUUCAGUACUUUAAGAAACAUUAGGAUAAGUAUAGUACGUCAAAAUGUUGCAACGUCGUACUCUCAAUUGCAAACAAAAGAUCCAAUGUGUACGUGUACUCAGUUGCUGUCACGGAUUAGAAUAGGAUAAAGCAUUAAGAAUAAGUGUAAAUACAAACAUCCCGUUUCUAAAUGUAGCUUUUGCCUUCCAAAAUUACAGUUUAGAAAGUAGAAUCUUAAUUUUGUUGAGAUUCAUUCAUACUCAUAGUAACUAGCUAAACCAAAAAACAUUGGAAAAUGGAGGCUGUAAGCAUGUAUUGUCAUAUUUUGACUGGACUUGGGUGCAACCACUUUUUAUAUGUGCAGUACGAAGGCAUCUACACUCACUCAUAUAUCAUGGGACACUCCUGGCACUGUUCCACAUAUCAGUUGUUUAUUACACUAUCACAGGGAUUAUAACACAGAAUGGUCUCUCUCAUGUUCACUCCUAGAAGUUUUUAUUUCCAAAUUUUAGGAUUAUGCAUGAUAAGAAAGUUUCACGGUAACUAAACGGUUGUACUCUGAGUGAAUGUGAGAAUUUUCAUUCUCAUUUGCAAUGUACAGAUAGCAUGCAAGUGAUUACAUUGCGAAAAUAUCCCGAAAAAAGUAUCUUAUUGUUGAUAGGCUGUAGGAUAAGUCUCUUUCGAUGCCCUGAUUCACCGCUGACAUUCACAACAAGUUAAUCAUAAAAAAAUCAAUAUUCCAGAUCAUUGUUGAGAAAUGACCUAAUUAACUAUGUUCAUGAUUUCAUAUGAUCACGUACAAUAAUAUUUUUAUUAGAAUUAAUUAUCCAAUUUGCUCUGAUUGUGUAUGACCACAGUUGUCCAGUUAUGUUAGUGAAUAAUGAGUAUAAGAAACUAGUUAGUCAACGCCCUUCCACGAGCAGUUUGUUGUGUGAGAUUCUGGCACUAUCGAAGUGAGACUCUUAACACUACCGCAGCUGAGACUUGGUACUGCUGUAGCCAGAGAGAGAUUCGUAUCUCUUUAGUACAGCUGAGACUGGAACUGCCACAGCUGAGAUAUUGGUCCUGUUACAGCUGAGACAUUAGUUCUACCGCUACCGAGAGACUCUUAGCACUGCCACAGCUCACAUACUGCAGGACUGAGACUUGCUCUGCCGUCUUAGCUGAGAGACUUUGGCACUUACAGCAGCUGAUGAAGUCCCCUAGCUAGUUCUCUCCUCCUCAUCAUCAGCAACAGUAGAGGCUCUAUGCUGCCAGAUAUAACCCUCAGCUUGUUAUAUAUUAUUUUAAUAGUGAUAGUUCAUUACCAUCGGGUUGAUCUUAGAAUACAUCAACCAUUACCUAAAUUUUAAUUGCUUUUAACUAAUCUAUCCAUGGUGAGAUCAAAUAGUGGUAAAAAGGAACUUCAAAUACAUUAAUUUUCAUUAUGGAAUAAAGACGAGCGAUAUGACUGCAUCACAAUAUUCCCCCACAGCAUAUUAGAGGAAAAAUUUUGGGUAAUAAGCAAAUUUACUCGAUGCUAGUAAGUAUAGAGAGCAUUUCUAAAGAGAUAGUUAAUGUGGGGUUGUUAUUUCCACAUGUAGAGAGGAUUAGUGCUGAACAUAUAUAGUAAAUAUAUGUUUUGGUUUUGCUUUGACAACUACUGAAUUAUAUCAGUCAUUAUACAGUACAGUAUCAGGAGUUUAAGACUAAGGAAAACAGUAAACUUUAUAAUUAUUCUGAAUUAUAAAAUUUUAGAAAUGUUUUAUCUGAGUCAUAACUUGAUAGAUCUUACUCUGGACUACUAAAGAGCUUGUCUUCACAUCAAAGUGAUCAACCAUAUCGAAAGAUGUAUUUAUGAUUUCAUCAAUCAUAUACAGCAUUUCAGGUCCUCUUCCUUUACAUAAUCAGUAGCCUACUUAAAUCCUGUACAAGAAUGACGGGAUACAUUGACAAAUGUGAAGCUGUAACACUUUUAACAAAAAUGGUGAAAGGAGGUGUUGUUCUAGCGACACUUAAACAUAACUUAUCAUGAAGGAGAAUGUCUCAUGAGAUGGUAGAAGUCUUACAUAAGAGUUUUAUAGGCUAAGUAGCUGUAAUGUGGUCUUCGUUUUUCAAGCAUAUACUCGCGUGUCUCUCACAGGAAUGAUUAAUGUUAACUUAAGAGAGGUUAGUAAGACCCCCCAACACUUGCCACUUUCUUUUACUUUCAAGACUCGCCCACAUUGCCCACCCUACCCUUCCCUCUCCACCCAAGUUAUUCCUUCUCUCUACCAUCCAAUCUUCUCUCCUUUCUCUAUUAAGUUUAACUACCUGUUUAAAAUUGUUUUCAAGAAUGUAAAUUUGUUGUACUGUAUUAUGAUAACCAUGAGUGGCAGGCAUGAGAUCUCCUCCCAUAGUACAGGACUCCCAGUUCUUGCUUCACCAGAUCAGAGCAAAAGGAGAGUUCUGUUAUGUCACCUUUUUUUCUGAAUCUAAAUCUAAUCACAACAUUCAGGUGUGUGGGUGGUAUAUAUAGUACAGUAAAUAUUGUAGAAUAUAUGGUCAUUGCAAUGUUUAUCAUUGACAGGAUGUAUAUGUAUAAAUGAUAAUAAUCAGGGAUGGCUGGUUGGAUGAGCAUAUCAUUAUCUACCUUGGUGGACAACUGCAUCAGAUUUUACCAAAACAACAGCUGUCAUGUAAAGUUUGGAAAAGUCUGACUUUGUGUGAUGUAUGUGAUGAAAUAUGUGUGUGUGUGUGUGUGUGUGAGAAAGAGUGUGUUUGUGUGUGUGUGUGUGUGUGUAUGUGUAAUAUAUUGCAAGUUAAUUAUCAGUAGAAUAUUAGUGGUAUUAGAGUAAUGCAUAUGUAGGGUCUGUUUGUGUUGCAUCAGGGAGUUUGAGUGUUAAACUGGUGGUCAGGAUAAACGCUGCUGUAUAUGUUGUGUACCUGGACAAAGUUUCACCUAAUAGUAAAUAAGAGACGAUUAAAUGAUGUGUGGUAGAGUAACAAACAAGAAUAAAAUUACAACAAUUCAUUCAUGCGUGUGUGAGAAUAUCAGAGUAACUAAUAAGAGAGGAGUAGAAGUAAGCAACUCACUCAUGUGUGAGAGUAAGAGAUUAACUAACAAGAGAGGAGUAGUAAGCAUUCCACUCUUGGACGUGUGAGCACACUGGCUGGGUGAGGCAGGCAGAGGGCGUGUGGGCCUGGCGCUACAGAUCGAGGAUGUAAGACGUUAUCCUAGGUUGAUGCUGCUUGUACUCCCAGUGCUUGUGUAUAUCGUUGUAUUUCUUACAACUGUGUGUACGCUAUUCAUAAUAUGUAUUUAACUUUGUGAUAUGUACAACUGAUUUUAAUAAGACACACACGGAUUA
Homarus americanus (American lobster) is the source of this 8341-nucleotide messenger RNA. RefSeq names its product follistatin-related protein 5-like. The transcript has 19 exons. Gene Ontology annotation, cellular component: neuronal cell body; plasma membrane; axon. Bases 40 to 2781 code for a protein of 913 amino acids. The record is from RefSeq and is a predicted model, not a curated record. Gene Ontology annotation, molecular function: protein binding; axon guidance receptor activity; calcium ion binding. Gene Ontology annotation, biological process: homophilic cell-cell adhesion; synapse organization; multicellular organism development. Lineage: Eukaryota; Metazoa; Arthropoda; Malacostraca; Decapoda; Nephropidae.